AUGGCUGGAAGCUCAAAAGAUCAGUUGGGCAGCUUCCGAAAAUGCAAGCAACUGGAUUUGGAUUGGCAUAAUCUAAGGCCGAAUUUAUAUUGGCACAGAUUCGAUCGGGAUAUGGUUGGAAGGCAAGGCCGAGCUAGAGCUAAAGACUCGGUUGAGGCGUGGCUAGAAGAUUCGGCUAGGUUUGAUAGCUGGGCACGGCCGGAGGAGCUGGGAUGUGAGAUACGGCUGGGCACGACCGGUUUGAAGGAUUGCGGCCGGAUUCUGAUGCUUGGAGAAUGCGGCCGGGGUUCGUCGGGGAAAUCCAGGGCUUGCGAGAUAGUUGGGCGUGGUCGAACGUAG
Molecule: messenger RNA, 339 nt
Organism: Prunus armeniaca (apricot)
Lineage: Eukaryota; Viridiplantae; Streptophyta; Magnoliopsida; Rosales; Rosaceae
Source: the annotation of a GenBank genome assembly